Molecule: messenger RNA, 378 nt
Organism: Encephalitozoon romaleae SJ-2008
Lineage: Eukaryota; Fungi; Microsporidia; Unikaryonidae
Product: homeobox domain-containing protein
Exons: 1
Coding region: 1-378 (125 amino acids)
Molecular function (GO): DNA binding
Source: RefSeq, a predicted model, not a curated record
AUGCGAAAAAAUGACUUUGAUGUGAGGGAGAUGAAUGCUGCGCUAGGUCUCCUGAAGCUAGCCAGGGAGAGGAAGGGGGAGGGAGACGAGCCUGAUAUAAGAACAAGGAAGACGACUUUUCAAAUGAUGGUCCUCAAAGAAGUCUUUAAGAUUGCACCGCAUCCAUCGACACUUACAAAGACAGACCUUGCACUUAUGAUCAAACUUCCACUGAAAGCUGUACAGAUAUGGUUUCAAAAUGAACGGAGCAGGAAAGAGAGAGGUGGGAGGGCAGGGAAGAGGAGUAGAGGAGGGAAAUCCGAAAGUAUAGAUCCUGUCAGACUGCUUAAGGUUAUAAUGAAAGUUCUGGACAAAAACAAAGAGGGUCUUGGCUUCUGA